Molecule: messenger RNA, 1278 nt
Organism: Balearica regulorum gibbericeps (East African grey crowned-crane)
Lineage: Eukaryota; Metazoa; Chordata; Aves; Gruiformes; Gruidae
Source: RefSeq, a predicted model, not a curated record
ACUUAAAACUGCACCUCCAGAGCACAGACUAUGGGAACUUCCUGGCCAAUGAAGCCUCCCCGCUCACCGUCUCCGUCAUAGACGACAAGCUGAAGGAGAAGAUGGUGGUGGAGUUUCGUCACAUGAGGAACCAUGCAUAUGAGCCCCUAGCAAGUUUUCUGGACUUCAUCACGUACAGCUACAUGAUUGACAACGUCAUUCUGCUGAUCACUGGGACCCUGCACCAGCGUUCAAUCUCUGAACUGGUGCCCAAGUGCCAUCCUCUGGGAAGUUUCGAGCAGAUGGAAGCCGUGAACAUUGCUCAGACGCCUGCAGAGCUCUACAAUGCAAUCCUGGUGGACACUCCCCUGGCUGCUUUCUUCCAAGACUGCAUAUCUGAACAGGACCUGGAUGAAAUGAACAUCGAAAUCAUUCGAAACACACUGUAUAAGGCUUACCUGGAGUCCUUCUACAAGUUCUGCAAGGUGCUGGGAGGUACCACAGCAGAUGCAAUGUGCCCGAUCCUGGAGUUCGAAGCUGACCGGAGGGCCUUCAUUAUCACCAUUAACUCAUUUGGGACUGAGCUGUCCAAGGAGGACCGCGCAAAGCUGUUCCCACACUGUGGCAAACUCUACCCUGAGGGCCUGGCUCAGCUGGCCAGAGCAGAUGACUACGAACAAGUCAAAAAUGUUGCUGACUACUACCCUGAGUACAAGCUGCUGUUUGAAGGGGCUGGCAGCAACCCUGGAGACAAGACUCUUGAAGACAGGUUCUUUGAGCAUGAGGUGAAGUUGAACAAGCUGGCCUUCCUCAACCAAUUCCACUUUGGAGUCUUCUACGCCUUCGUAAAGCUGAAGGAGCAGGAGUGCCGUAACAUUGUGUGGAUCGCAGAGUGCAUCGCUCAGCGGCACAGGACCAAGAUCGACAACUACAUUCCCAUCUUCUAACCCCACUCUGCUCCUGUCUGACCCUCCCGCCCCUGGAGUCCGGAGGGACCCCUGUCUAACUCCCCGAAUUAUCCCUUGCCCAGACUCCAGGGAUGUCCCAUCUGUGGAACUGGCUCAGAUGAGGAAACUGUACAGUUGCUAGUUAAAUUAUUCACAAGCUGAAGUUUGAGUUGUGUGCUGUGAGGGGUCCCGGAGGGACCAGUGGCACAGGCUUGGCCCUGUGUAGCAGGAGGGACACCUCCUGUUGUGUGUCUAAUAGUCCCCAUGUUACUGUACUAAUCCACUGUAUGCGCUUACGCUCAUAGAGCAAGCACCAGCUGGGGGAUUGCUGCCUCCGAGAGGUUCCCGCUGC